AUGGAAAACACUGAAAAAGAUCUAAAAAUCGACUCAAAAGCCUACCUUAGAGGUAAACUGAAAGUAGUUGUUUUAUCAUUUACUUUCAUGGCUUUAUUCUCCACUUUCAACUCUGCUUAGAAUCUUGUAGGAAGUCUUUACACCUCCUAAGGAUAUGAUGACUUAGGUUUGAUUUCUCUAUUCGUUGUUUACAUCGUAUUUGCUUUCGCAAGUUUCUUUGCUAACUUCUUUAUCAAUAAAUUCUCCUACAAGGUAAUCUUCUUCUUCAGUAGUUUAGGUUACGUUGCUUUUGCAGCUUCUGGUAUUUGGGUUUGCUCAUGUAAGAAUGCCAUACAUGAAGGUGCAUGCUCUAAGGGUGUAAUUUACUUCAUAGUCCUUGCCUCUGCAGCCCUUUGUGGUUUCAGUGCUUCUACAAUUUGGGUAGCAUAAGGUGGCUAUAUUGAUUCAAUCAGUUAAGAUUUCCCUAACAAAAAGGGUACUCUUUUUGGUAUUUUCUGGGCUAUCAACUAAGGUAGUUAAAUUGUUGGUAAUUUGAUGGGUAUGUUCAUUCUUAACUAUCUUGAUAAUCUAUAUUAUUUCUUGAUUAUGACAUUCCUCGGAUUAGGUGCUUCAUUCCUCUUCCUUCUUCUCCCCAGUGUUAGCAAGAAGAAAGAAGAAAACGGAAAUCAAGUUUCUGCUAUUUCACAAGCCAAGAGUGUCUUUGUUUUAAUGGGAACAAGAAAAGUACGUCCUUUCUUACCUUUGAUUUCUCUUGCUGGUGUUGUUGUAGCUUUUUACAGUGGUUUCCUUUCUAAGCUCGUAAACAACUCUAUUUAAGCUGAUACCAACACUGAUGAUGGUAAAGACGAAGUAAGCAAAAAACUUUCAUUCGUUUUGAUAGUUCUUGGUUGUAGUGAAGUUAUUUCAGGUAUUAUUUCUGGUAAACUUGCUGAUAAAUUCAACAUUUACAAAAUCGCUAUUAUAGCUACAAUUACUGUCUAGAUUGCUCUUUUACUUUCUUUCUUAGGUCUUUACACUAACAGUUAUUUGGUCUGUUUCUUUGUUGCUGCUUGCUGGGGUUUUAACGAUUGCUUCUUACAAAACGUUACAUCUGUUAUUUGUUCAAAAGAUUAUGAAGGAUAACUCGAAAUCUUCUAAAUUAAUCGUUUCCUUUAAAGUAUCACAGUAGCUAUUGUUUAAAUCAUUAAUGUCCUCUUGAAGAACUCUCCUGAUUAUAUUUUUGUUUUUAUUAUUUUUAUCUUCUAGAUGGUCACUAAUUACUUCACAACUUAUUUAGAUAAGAAACCAGAUAUUAAAUCUACUACCACACUUAUAAAAGCUAAUUCAGAUGAAGUUCAUCAUGAUUUCGAAUUAGAAAAAUUAAAAAGCAAAAAUUCAACUGAUAAAGCUAUGCAUUAAAAUCUUGAAACAUAAGGUGUUGCUGUUGCUUCAGCCAGCUGA
Molecule: messenger RNA, 1440 nt
Organism: Tetrahymena thermophila SB210
Lineage: Eukaryota; Ciliophora; Oligohymenophorea; Hymenostomatida; Tetrahymenidae
Product: MFS transporter
Exons: 1
Biological process (GO): transmembrane transport
Molecular function (GO): transmembrane transporter activity
Source: RefSeq, a predicted model, not a curated record